ACGUGGAAAAACGCGAUUUGCCCAAGUUUAACCGGCCUACGGGCCUUUCGUUCACCCGGCCAUGUAACCGAUCUUGUGAAAGUGAUGGCGACUGCUGCCUUUCGGAUACAUGCUCUCCCGAUAAAAGAUGUCAAGGGUUUUAUUAUGAGAAGUUCCCUAACGGAUAUCCUGUAAAACAACAUAGUGUGAAUUUCUCUGAUCCUACCGAAGUGGAGAAGUGGAGAAGUGGUCAAAAAUAUCAAUGGUAGACAGAGCCACGCCCCAAGGGCCAGAUCAUUCCCCUACAUCUCCGGUGAAAAAGCGCGAUGAUCUCAAACUUGUUGAACCACGGAUGGAUCCUUCAAUUGUUACAUUCAGUCAAGGAUGUAAUCGAUCCUGUGAAGUUGAUGGUGGCUGCUGCCGUUCGGAUACAUGCUCUCCCGAUAAACGAUGUCAAGGGCUUUUUAUUGAGCAGUUCCCUAGAGGAUUUCCCCUAGGACAAGCGAUAAAUGAGUCUGAUCCUACAGACGUGGAGAAAUGGUCUAGACUGUCCACAGAACGGACGUCUCCAUUCAUAGUUUACCCUUCUACCCCUUCGAAGAAACGCGAUGAUCGCCAGCCUUAUGAAGGACCUCGAAGGCUUCCCGACCCUACAAUGAUUUGGUUCAGCCGACCAUGUAGUCGAUCCUGCGAAGCUGAUUUCUACUGCUGCCUUUCGGAUACAUGCUCUCCCGAUAAAAAAUGUCAAGGAUUUUUUUCUGAGAAGUUCCCUAAAGGAACUCCCAUAGUACAUGGGAUAGAUUAUUCUAAUACUACAGAAGUGGAAAAAUGGGCCAAGUUGUCAUCAGAACGGGAGAAUCUAGAGUUCCCUAUCCCUUCUCCAGCUCCGCAAAAACGGGACGACGUUAAGCCUAUAGCUACAGCUCCAGAGGCGGCGGUGCCUCAGUCGGCAAUGUUCAGUCUAUCCUGUAAACGGUCUUGUCAACGGGAUAUCGAGUGCUGCAGUUCAGACAGAUGCUCUAAUAACAGAUGUGAAGGAUUUUUCCAGGAAAAAUUUCCGCAAGGGUACCCCCUACGGUCGGAGAUAGAUUGGUCUAGUAGCACCGAAGUAGCGGCCUGGGCAGAGAUUGCAAUGCAGCAAACGAAGCAGGAUCUGCUACCAGAAGAUUCUUCUACACCAGAAAAACGCGACGACGUCAAUCUUCCUCAACUGAUGGAUGACGCUGGUAUAAUUUCGUUCAGCCACGAAUGUAGUCGAUCCUGUGAAGGUGAUGUCCACUGCUGCCUUUCGGAUACAUGCUCCCCCGAUAAAAAAUGUCAAGGGUUCUUUUCUGAGAAGUUCCCUCGAGGAUAUCCCACACAAGAGUUAAAUUGGUCUGAUACUACAGAAGUGGAGAAAUGGUCGAAGUUAUCAACGGAACGGAAGACACAAUGGCUAUAUAAGAGCGAUUUGAUCUGAUGACUGUAUAGUGUACCCUGCUUCUGGUGCAUGGACAAUUCGGUGGCCACAUGGCGAUGUUGGAAGGUAUACCCGCUGCC
Aspergillus pseudonomiae is the source of this 1518-nucleotide messenger RNA. RefSeq lists its product as uncharacterized. The record is from RefSeq and is a predicted model, not a curated record. Lineage: Eukaryota; Fungi; Ascomycota; Eurotiomycetes; Eurotiales; Aspergillaceae. The transcript is spliced from 6 exons. The coding region runs from base 242 to 1438 and encodes 398 amino acids.